Micropterus dolomieu (smallmouth bass) is the source of this 1531-nucleotide messenger RNA. Its product is annotated as condensin-2 complex subunit H2-like. NCBI's taxonomy places the organism in Eukaryota, Metazoa, Chordata, Actinopteri, Centrarchiformes, Centrarchidae. Gene Ontology annotation, biological process: meiotic chromosome condensation; mitotic sister chromatid separation. The annotation marks the transcript as partial. The record is from RefSeq and is a predicted model, not a curated record. Gene Ontology annotation, molecular function: chromatin binding. The transcript has 14 exons. Gene Ontology annotation, cellular component: condensin complex; nucleus.
ACUGUGAGCGUCACUCCUCUUCCUCCCGAGUCUCUGAUUCCUCCUGAAACCGGCGAGAAGCACAAACUGCCGCUCAUCAGUCUGAAAGGGGAGGUCCUGUGCAGUCAGAAGGACUUCAGGAUCAACAUUUUCAUCCCGGGAGACGAGGAUCUGAUCCUCCUGACGCUCGGAUCGGCCGCUUCCAGGCUUCUGUUGGACGCUGAUCCACGAUCUGCGGACUCCCUCCAAGAUGUUGUGGCUCCAGCUGAUGUUGAUGGAGGUGAUGCUGCAGAGGACUUCCUCCCUAUAGAAGACCACAAUAUGGAGCUGGACCAGGAACCAGAGGAGCAUGUGGACCGACACCAGGUUCUGAGUGAAGGCAGGACGGUCCGAGAGAGACGGCAGGUCGCUGACGACCACCUGAGGAGGAAGGAGGAGGAGACGCCACCUGCUGUGAAUGCGUGGGCGCUCCACGACCCGUACGCUGUACUCGGGGAGGAUAAGCCGUUGAAAACAGGAAAAUGCUACAAGGUUCCUGACGGGCUGGACGACGGUGGAAAGAGGAAAAGGAAAAAACCUGCUCAACUGCAGGACUUCCAGAGCUGGUUGAGAGGAACCUUUGAUCCUCCGGAGCCCAAGUUAAAAAAUGGACCCACGUUCACAGACCUGAACUACGUUUAUUUGAGCACAAUGAAAGACAAACUGAAGACUCGGAAGAGGAUCAACAGGAAAGCGGGUGUGGUCGUGUCUGAUGAGGAACUGAGGCGCACUUUCCUGCAGCUGGAGGAGGCGGAGCCAGGUCAGCAGGGGGAGGAGCCUGCGGAGGGAUUCAGACACCCCGACCUGCUGGGUGGAGACGACGACACCUCGGACAACGAACACGAAGCGUUUCCUGACGACGUUCCAGCGGAGUGUGUUGGAGGAGCAGACUUCAUGUCUCCAGACGAUCAGAGAGACGAGCUGAGUUACGAAGAGCUGGUGAAGCUGCGUAUAGAGCAGCUGGUGGUGAACAGUCGCGGUUACACUCAGGAAACCGCUCUGUCCCGCAGAGUCAAAGACUGGGAGGACAAGAUCCGGCCUUUACUGCAGCUGCAGGAGGAGCGUGACGUGUUCGACAUCCACGACUACGGCGACAGGAUAGUCGGAGCGCUGAACGCCGUCGGCCAGCGGCGAUCUUUCGCCUCCAUCGUCGCCGGCUUGGAUAACUUCGAAGCCUGCAAAUACAUGCUGGCUUCACUGCAGCUGGCGAACGACGGCACGGUGGAGGUGGACAGCUGCGGCGUUCUGGAGGCCGGCGUGGACUCGAUGGGUCUGACGCUGCUCAGCACCGACCGGGCCACCGACAGAUUUAAAAACCUGACGGACUCCGCCUGAAACUGCCUUCGGACACACGAGCGCUCCAGUCUCCCUGAAGGUGUUUUACCGCCGCCGAGGUUUCAUCGAUCGAUCAUGCUCCUGUAAAUAACAAGUUGAGAAUAAUGUUCACGAGUUUCAUCCAACAGCUGUUUGUUAAAUAUGAAUGUUUGUAAUAAAAACUGCGUUGAAGAGCAAA